GUUCUCGCGAGAGUCACGUCAGUGUCAGCCAGGCGUCGUGUGAACAGCAGCUGGUGCCGAAGGCGGAGGUGGCACCUGAACGAAGAUGUCGGACAGCGAAGACAGCAACUUCUCCGAGGAGGAGGACAGCGAGCGCAGCAGUGACGGCGAGGAGGCCGAGGUAGAGGAGGAGCGGCGGAGUGCAGCAGGUAGUGAGAAGGAGGAAGAGCCUGAGGAAGAAGAGGAGGAGGAAGAGGAGGAGGAAUAUGAUGAGGAAGAGGAGGAGGAAGAUGAUGACCGGCCCCCCAAGAAACCCCGCCACGGCGGCUUCAUUCUGGAUGAGGCUGAUGUGGACGAUGAGUAUGAGGAUGAGGACCAGUGGGAGGAUGGAGCAGAGGACAUCCUGGAGAAAGAAGAGAUUGAAGCCUCCAAUAUCGACAAUGUUGUCUUGGAUGAAGACCGUUCCGGGGCUCGCCGCCUACAAAACCUCUGGAGGGACCAGCGAGAAGAAGAACUGGGCGAGUAUUACAUGAAGAAAUACGCAAAGUCAUCUGUGGGAGAGACGGUAUAUGGAGGAUCCGAUGAGCUCUCGGAUGACAUCACCCAGCAGCAGCUGCUCCCGGGAGUCAAGGAUCCCAAUCUGUGGACUGUCAAAUGUAAGAUUGGGGAGGAACGGGCCACAGCCAUUUCCUUGAUGCGCAAGUUCAUUGCAUACCAGUUUACAGACACGCCCCUGCAGAUUAAGUCGGUAGUGGCACCAGAGCAUGUGAAGGGCUACAUCUACGUGGAGGCCUACAAGCAGACCCAUGUGAAGCAGGCCAUCGAGGGCGUGGGCAACCUGCGGCUUGGCUACUGGAACCAGCAGAUGGUGCCCAUCAAGGAGAUGACAGAUGUGCUCAAAGUGGUGAAGGAGGUGGCCAACCUGAAACCAAAAUCCUGGGUCCGCCUCAAGCGGGGCAUCUAUAAGGACGACAUCGCUCAGGUGGAUUACGUGGAGCCCAGCCAAAACACCAUCUCCCUAAAGAUGAUCCCACGCAUUGACUACGACCGCAUCAAGGCCCGAAUGAGCUUGAAAGACUGGUUUGCCAAAAGGAAGAAGUUUAAGCGGCCUCCACAGAGGCUAUUUGAUGCAGAAAAGAUCAGGUCCCUGGGGGGUGAUGUUGCCUCUGAUGGUGACUUCCUCAUCUUCGAGGGGAACCGUUACAGCCGGAAGGGCUUUCUGUUCAAGAGCUUUGCCAUGUCUGCUGUGAUCACGGAGGGUGUGAAGCCCACACUCUCUGAGCUGGAGAAAUUUGAGGACCAGCCAGAGGGCAUCGACCUCGAGGUGGUGACUGAAAGCACAGGGAAGGAGCGGGAACACAACUUCCAACCUGGGGACAACGUGGAGGUGUGUGAGGGUGAGCUCAUCAACCUGCAGGGCAAGAUCCUCAGCGUGGAUGGCAACAAGAUCACCAUAAUGCCCAAGCACGAGGACCUCAAGGACAUGCUGGAGUUCCCGGCCCAGGAACUUCGGAAGUACUUCAAGAUGGGGGACCACGUGAAGGUGAUUGCUGGCCGGUUCGAGGGCGACACAGGCCUCAUUGUGCGGGUGGAGGAGAACUUCGUCAUCCUCUUCUCGGACCUCACCAUGCACGAGCUGAAGGUGCUCCCCCGGGACCUGCAGCUCUGCUCGGAGACGGCAUCAGGUGUGGAUGUCGGGGGCCAGCAUGAAUGGGGGGAGCUGGUGCAGCUGGACCCCCAGACCGUGGGUGUCAUCGUGCGACUGGAGCGGGAGACCUUCCAGGUGCUGAACAUGUAUGGGAAGGUGGUGACUGUCAGGCACCAGGCUGUGACCCGGAAGAAGGACAACCGCUUUGCCGUGGCCCUGGACUCAGAACAGAACAACAUCCAUGUGAAAGACAUUGUCAAGGUCAUUGAUGGCCCCCACUCAGGCCGGGAGGGCGAGAUUCGCCAUCUCUUCCGCAGCUUCGCCUUCCUGCAUUGCAAGAAACUGGUAGAGAACGGGGGCAUGUUUGUCUGCAAGACCCGCCAUCUGGUGCUGGCAGGGGGCUCGAAGCCGCGAGAUGUGACCAACUUCACAGUAGGUGGCUUUGCCCCUAUGAGCCCCCGGAUCAGCAGCCCCAUGCACCCCAGUGCUGGAGGUCAGCGUGGUGGCUUUGGCAGCCCGGGUGGUGGCAGCGGCGGCAUGAGCAGGGGCCGGGGGCGGAGAGACAACGAGCUCAUCGGCCAGACUGUGCGCAUCUCCCAGGGGCCUUACAAAGGCUACAUUGGCGUGGUAAAAGAUGCCACGGAGUCCACAGCCCGUGUGGAGCUGCACUCCACCUGCCAGACCAUCUCAGUGGACCGUCAGCGCCUCACCACAGUGGGCUCACGGCGCCCGGGCGGCAUGACCUCGACCUAUGGGCGGACACCCAUGUAUGGCUCCCAGACGCCCAUGUACGGCUCUGGCUCCCGCACGCCCAUGUACGGCUCUCAGACGCCUCUCCAGGAUGGUAGUCGCACCCCGCAUUAUGGCUCUCAGACGCCCCUGCAUGAUGGCAGCCGCACUCCUGCCCAGAGUGGGGCCUGGGACCCCAACAAUCCUAACACACCGUCACGGGCUGAGGAAGAAUAUGAGUACGCGUUCGAUGAUGAGCCUACACCAUCCCCACAGGCCUAUGGGGGCACCCCCAAUCCCCAAACACCUGGCUACCCAGACCCCUCGUCCCCGCAGGUCAACCCACAGUACAACCCGCAGACGCCAGGGACGCCAGCCAUGUACAACACAGACCAGUUCUCCCCCUAUGCAGCCCCCUCCCCGCAAGGCUCCUACCAGCCCAGCCCCAGCCCCCAGAGCUACCACCAGGUGGCGCCAAGCCCAGCAGGCUACCAGAACACCCACUCCCCAGCCAGCUACCACCCCACCCCCUCGCCCAUGGCCUAUCAGGCCAGCCCCAGCCCAAGCCCUGUUGGCUAUAGUCCGAUGACACCUGGAGCUCCCUCCCCUGGUGGCUACAACCCACACACACCGGGCUCAGGCAUUGAGCAGAACUCCAGCGACUGGGUGACCACUGACAUCCAGGUGAAGGUGCGGGACACCUACCUGGAUACACAAGUGGUGGGGCAGACAGGCGUCAUCCGCAGUGUCACGGGAGGCAUGUGCUCCGUAUACCUGAAGGACAGCGAGAAGGUUGUCAGCAUCUCCAGUGAGCACCUGGAGCCCAUCACCCCGACCAAGAACAACAAGGUGAAGGUGAUCCUGGGUGAGGAUCGGGAAGCCACAGGUGUCCUGCUGAGCAUUGAUGGCGAGGAUGGCAUAGUCCGCAUGGACCUUGAUGAACAGCUCAAGAUCCUCAACCUCCGCUUCCUGGGGAAGCUCCUGGAGGCCUGAGGCAGGCAGGGUGGACUUUGGCAGAUGAAUCUGGUAGAUGGAGAGUGUCCCUCCUUCCUUUCCUGGCCCUUGGCUCUGACACAGGAUCUGGGCCCUGGAGCAGGGCUAGCCGGGUUGAUCAGGAUUUCUUUUAUUUUCCUUUCUGGGUUCCUGUCUCCCUCCCUGAUAUUCAUGGGAAUCAGAGUAGAGUCGACAGGGACAGUCCCCACCUUCCCCAGCUUUCUUUUGUGUUACGGUCUUUCAAUAAAAAGCUGUUUGGUCAAAAGUCGUGUGUGUGUGUGUGUGUGU
Molecule: messenger RNA, 3637 nt
Organism: Globicephala melas (long-finned pilot whale)
Lineage: Eukaryota; Metazoa; Chordata; Mammalia; Artiodactyla; Delphinidae
Gene: SUPT5H
Product: SPT5 homolog, DSIF elongation factor subunit
Biological process (GO): transcription elongation-coupled chromatin remodeling; regulation of DNA-templated transcription elongation; transcription elongation by RNA polymerase II
Cellular component (GO): DSIF complex
Molecular function (GO): protein binding; mRNA binding
Source: RefSeq, a predicted model, not a curated record